Folsomia candida is the source of this 2808-nucleotide messenger RNA. Its product is annotated as venom carboxylesterase-6. NCBI's taxonomy places the organism in Eukaryota, Metazoa, Arthropoda, Collembola, Entomobryomorpha, Isotomidae. The transcript has 12 exons. The coding region runs from base 698 to 2596 and encodes 632 amino acids. The record is from RefSeq and is a predicted model, not a curated record.
AGUUGGUGAUAUUAUGUCGGUCAGUUCGGAAAAAAAUUUAGAAGCGGGCUCUGACUUAUUGGGUCAGGGACUAUGUCCCUGACUCGGGCUAUAUGGAGUCUGCACUGUAGGUUUUUUUAACUUUUUCUGACAUGUUCUUGUAAUUGGUAAUCAGGCAAACCGUGAGUUAAUACUGAUAGUAUCCAUUCUUGGUAAAACUUACUGGAGAUUUAUGGGAUUUAUUAAGAUGCGAAGCAGAUUUAGGGUAAUUAAAUGAAAAUACAUACACAAUGUACAUUGAAAUUCUAUGUAAAUUUCACAUGCAAUUAAAGACGAUUUUUUGCAAAAUGUACUACCUAUAAUUGUAUCACACAAAUUACAUUUCCUCACGCUAUGGAAAAAUUGUAGGGAAGAUGCAUAUUCGUACAACUAUUAGUGCACGCAUGCCACAAAUUACAUGCUUUCAUAUUUACAUACAUGCACGUGUAUCAAAAUAUGAAGAAACUCGUUUGCAAAAAAAUAUUUUGUUUCGCAUGUAUGUCAGUCAGUCUACAAAUUAUAUUGCUUAAACCAAGAAAAUCUCAUUGUCAAGUUCACACAGUUGCUCUGCGUAUCUUCAACCAGUAGCAUGCAAAAAUCGCACUGCAUUAAUACCGUCACUAUAAAUUCUUGUUUUAAUUAAGUAUUUUCUAUAAUCCAUUUUAGUUGGGGUUUGAUUAUGAAGUUAUUAUUAUUUAACCUCAUAACACCGUUAUUUUUUAUUUGCAAUCUUCUUGUUAAUUCUCAAAAUCCAGGAUUUUUUAAUCGACUUGUCAACUCUGACAACCUAAAUUUUUUUCGUAAACCUCGGUUUAGCUUUUUUAACGAGUUUAUUGAGCCGAUUCCAGGGAUUUUGGAGGAUAUUGUCUCAUCAACAAGUGCAAGCGAUCCAAUUGUUGAUACUGAAAAUGGGUGGCUGCGGGGUGUCAAAAAAAAGUCACGAGAUGGUAAACCAUAUUUUGGAUUUCUAGGAAUACCCUACGCCGUGCCACCGAUUGGGGAUUUACGGUUUGAGCCCCCACAAAAGUUAAUUGGAAGAUGGGAAGGAAUUCGAAAUGCAAAACACUAUGCUUCCACCUGCUUCCACAUGGAUGUCUUUUUUUCUGGAAGGAUGAUUGGUGAAGAAGACUGUCUUUAUGCAAAUGUUUACACCCCAUCGAUCAAACCCAAGAUGUUGAUGCCAACUCUGGUUUAUUUACAUGGAGGAGGUUUUAGCUCAGGAUCUGGAAACAUGUACCAAGAAAAAUAUUUCAUGGAUGAAUCCAGAGUUGUUCUCGUAAUUUUCAAUUACCGUCUAUCUGCACUAGGCUUUCUUAAUACCGGAGAUGGAAUUGUGCGAGGGAAUCAGGCAUUAAAAGACCAAAACUUGCUGCUAAGAUGGGUCCAGUUUAAUAUUGCAAGUUUUGGAGGUGAUCCUACAUCCAUUACAUUGUUUGGAGAAUCUGCUGGGGCAGCAAUGACCCAGUAUCAUUUGCUAUCAGGGCAAUCCAAAGGAUUAUUUCAUAAAGCAAUUUUACUGAGUGGUUCUGCCUUAAGUCCAUUUGCGUUAAAUGGGAAUCCUGCUGCAAGUGCGAAACGACUAGCACGUAGUGCUGGAUGUCCAACGCUAAAUUCAAAACUGAUGGUUAAUUGUUUAAAAACUGUUCCCGUGCAUUUAUUCAAAAAUGAAUACAAACAAAUGAUGAGAACCGUCGCUAACCCUGCAGAAUACUUUGCUCCAAGCGUAGAAACCUUUUGGAACGAGGACACAUUUCUUAAAAAGACUCCUCGUGAAAUCCUUCACGACGGAGAUUAUCUCAAGAUCCCUUUGAUGAGUGGUGUUAGUUCUAGUGAAGGAUUAUUGUACACUGCGAGGUUGAUGGUUGAUCAAUAUGCAAAGCUGAACAUGGACCAGAAAUUUGCAAGUUGGAUUCCACGGUUUUUAUACUAUGAUCCAAAUAAUGAGACUAAAACUGAAAUAAUCAAAUCAUUUUACUUUCCAAAUCAUAAAAUUGAUUUGACACGGUCCAAAGAUUUCGUAAACCUAACAAAUUUGCUUUCAGACGGUUGUUUUUUCCAUCCGAGCCAUGAAUUUGCGAAACUAUAUGCAAGCAAUGCACCCGUCUAUUUAUAUUACAAUACGUAUGAAGGCCGUGUUUCAGUUUUUGAUAUCUUACGAAAAGUUCCACUUGCAAACUUUGAUGAAAAUGAUGACAAUAGUAUCCAAAGUAUUCCCGAGAUCGCAGUGGUAACUGAAUUAUUGUCUGACCUGGUGAGGUAUCGGCUCACAAAUAAAAAACCGUCCAAUUAUGGCACAAGUCACGGUGACACAACAUUUCUACUAUUUAACAUGAAAAACGUUCCUGGCAUUGGACGAUUAAGUAUGGAUUACUCCAUGUCAAAGUCCUUCAUAAAAGCAGUGGUAGACUUUUCAUCGAUUGGCACAAAUCAGACACUGACAUUUGAUGGUAUUCCUUGGCCAACUGUAAAACCGAAUGCAGGCGUUCUGCCUUACAUGCAAAUUAAAUUACCAGGCCAAGUUGUACAAGAACCAUUUCAAGACAGGAUGAAAAUGUGGGAUGAAAAAUUGAAGAAAUAGCAUAAACCUAAUGCAAAACUGGAUCUCAAUCCCAUCAACGUUUUUUAUUGGUGGGAAUCUAUUUAUCUUGCCACUCCAAUGCAAACAACCCAGAAGGAAUACUUACUAAUAAUAACCAAUGAUAAUAGAUAAUUCGUGUGCUAGUCAAAAUGAAAUUAAAGUGUAAUAUUUAACAAUUGCAAACAGAAUAAACAAUGUGCUGGAUAUGUAAA